Molecule: messenger RNA, 9982 nt
Organism: Coregonus sp. 'balchen'
Lineage: Eukaryota; Metazoa; Chordata; Actinopteri; Salmoniformes; Salmonidae
Source: the annotation of a GenBank genome assembly
AUGAUUGUGAAUAGCUCGGACAUAUUCUGUAAUUACGAAGAAGUAGGUAACUUCACCAACAACUCGUCAUGUGUGAACACGACUCGGUCCUCAAACAGCUUCGUCGACCUGGCGACUUUUAUGCACAUCUUCCCGUCCAUAUACGGCAUCCUGUGCACGAUAGGAGUGAUCGCCAACGGUUUGGUGAUUUACGCAGUGGCGACAUGCAAGAAGAAGAUGGUCUCGGACAUCUAUGUGCUGAACUUGGCCAUCGCAGAUAUGCUGUUCUUGCUGGUGAUGCCCUUCAACAUUCACCAGCUGGUCCGAGACAGACAGUGGGUGUUCGGGAACUUCAUGUGCAAAGCUGUCGUGGUGGUGGACGUUAGCAACCAGUUCACUACCGUGGGGAUCGUAACGGUGCUGUGUAUCGACAGGUAAGUCUCCAUCUCUCCAAAUUCAAUAGGUGUCAGUUUGAUCAUGACAAAGAGAGGUGUCUAAUAUAGCAUCAAUUAGCUCCUCCACUAUUACCUUUAUUUAACCAGGUAAAUAUAACCUUGUGUAGGAUAUGAUUAUAACAUAGUUUGAACCUAUAAGUUAUUAAGAAGAACACAUUACUGCUACGCAGCCUUUUAUUAUAAGGACAUGGUCACUGGUCAAGAGCAGGGAUCAGCAACUAGUACAACUGGUAGGGGUUCUGGAGCGUAAUUACUCAUUAAUUUGUAGACAGCAGAUUGACCGCAAGUAGUGCAAACGGAUAUAAUAUUUGAAUAAAACAUUCGGAAAGUAUUCAGAUCCAUUCCCCUUUUUCCACGUGUUGUUACGUUACAGCCUUAUAAAAUGUCUUACAUUUAAAAUAAAUCCUCAUCAAUCUACACACAAUACCCCAUAAUGACAAAGUGAAAACAGGUUUGUAGAAUUUUUUUUUUUUUUUUUUUUUUUUUUUUGUACAAAAUUAAAAAACCUUAUUUACAUAAGUAUUCAGACACUUUGCAAUGAGAGUCGAAAUUGAGCUCAGGUUUAUCCUGUUUCCAUUGACCAUCCUUGAGAUGUUUUUACAACUUGAUUGGAGUCCACCUGUGAUACAUUCAAUUGAUUGGACAUGAUUUGGAAAGGCACACACCUGUCUAUAUAGUAUAAGGUCCCACAGUUGACAGUGCAUGUAAGAGCAAAAUCCAAGCCAUGAGGUCAAAGGAAUUGUCUGUAGAGCUCCGAGACAGGAUUGUGUCGAGGCACAGAUCUGGGGAAGGGUACCAAAAAAUGUCUGCAGCAUUGAAGGUCCCCAAAAACACAGUGGCCUCCAUAAUUCUUAAAUGGAAGAAUUGUGGAACCACCAAGACUCUUCCUAGAGCUGGCCGCCCGGCCAAACUGAGCAAUCGGGGGUGAAGGGCCUUGGUCAGGGAGGUGACAAAGAACCCAAUGGUCACUCUGACAGAGCUCCAGAGUUCAUUUGUAGAGAUGGGAGAACCUUCCAGAAGGACAACCAUCUCUGCAGCACUCCACCAAUCAGGCCUUUAUGGUAGUGGCCAUACGGAAGACACUCCUCAGUAAAAGGCACAUGACAGCCCGCUUGGAGUUUGCCAAAAAGCACCUAAAGGACUCUCAGACCAUGAGAAACAAGAUUAUCUGGUCUGAUGAAACCAAGAUUGAACUCUUUGGCCUGAAUGCCAAGCGUCACAUCUUGAGGAAACCCUGGCACCAUCCCUACGGUGAAGCAUGGUGGUGGCAGCAUCAUGCAGUGGGGAUGUUUUUCGGCGGCAGGGACUGGGAGACUAGUCAGGGUCGAGGGAAAGAUGAACGGGAGCAAAGUACAGAGAGAUCCUUGAUUAAACCCUGCUCCAGACUGGGGCGAAGGUUCACCUUCCAACAGGACUACGACCCUAAGCACACAGCCAAGACAACGCAGGAGUGGCUUUGCGAUAAGUCUCUGAAUGUCCUUGAGUGGCUCAGCCAGAGUCCGGACUUGAACCCGAUCCAACAUCUCUGGAGAGACCUGAAAACAGCUGUGCAGCGACGCUCCCCAUCAAACCUGACAGAUCUUGAGAGGAUCUGCGGAGAGGAACGGGAGAAGCUCCCCUUUACUGUAUUUUUGGAGCGCCAACAACGUUUUUGACCACUAGUGGGUGCUGUGGUAUUGUUGUUUCCGGCUCAUUAACAUAUGUUGAGGGGUGCUUUGUAAGAGGCUAUAGUUGUUUUCACCCCUGAUUGAGAAUUCUGCGGCAAUUUAACUCCUAUGUGGUUAUAGUGCCCCAUCAAUUUGGAUAGGGGACAGAUUGGAGUGGCAGCAAGUCUAAAACUUAAAUGGUUGAGCAUGUUGCCAUGUCCAUUUGGUCUGUUUUUUUUUUCUCUCCCUGUAGCCGUUGCCAGUUUGGAAGCCAUUGUUAAAGGCAUCUAGAAGUGCAAGUGCUAUAAAACACCAAACAUUAAUGAAUAUGCUUUAAUGUGUAAAGCCUUUAGCUAGCAGGCAACCUGCUUGUACCAAUCCCUUGUAAUUACAGCAGCAUACUGUGAAAUACAAGCCCCUCCCCUCAAUGAAUUUAAUUAAUUCAUCCAUUAAUUCAUUCCGAUUACAGUAGCAUUACUUUUUUUUUUGUAUAAUACAGUACAUUUUACGGUAUUGUACUGUGUGCAAUUACACAGUUCUUGCUUUGAUGCCACAUUCAUAUUACAGUAUGUGUCCUGUAAUAUGAAAUGCAGAAUUUGACUUGCCAAAAGCUGCCUGUAAACUACUGCCAAAUUCACAGUAAUCCCUUUACAGUUUUUUACUGUAACUACUUUACAUGCUGGAGUUGAACUUUAGAUUUUUCUAAAAUGGCUUUAAGUGUGUUUACUAGAACCAAACCUAUAUGUGAUUUUCUGAUCUAAUGUGGAGCUAACAGCAGACAGCAUAUCAAUAAAACAAUAGACUACAACACCAUGUCAAUAACCCAGAAAGUAGAGAUUGAUGAAUUCAUAAUGAAAUGGAUGGUAACAGAUUGAAUACCCAUAUCCACACAUAAACAAUGUAUUCAAGGUUAAUUGGUCAAUGCUCUUCAUUAGGGUAUUACUGAACCGACAAUGCAAAUAGUCCGGGUAGCCAUCAUUAGCUGUUCAGGAGUCUUAUGGCUUUGUGGUAGAAGCUGUUAAGAAGCCUUUUGGACCUAGACUUGGCGCUCCGGUACCGCUUGCCGUGCGGUAGCAGAGAGAACAGUCUAUGACUAGGGUGGCCUUCCUCUGACACCGCCUGGUAUAGAGGUCCUGGAUGGCAGAAAACUUGGCCUCAGUUAUGUACUGGGCCGUACGCACUACCCUCUGUAGUGCCUUGCGGUCUGACCACUUCCUUAUUAACCGAGUCACUGGUGCUUCCUGCUUUAGUUUUUGCUUAUAAGCAGGAAUCAGGAGGAUAUAAUUAUGGUCAGAUUUGCCAAAUGGAGGGCGAGGGAGAGCUUUGUAUGCGCCUCUGUGUGUGGAGUAAAGGUGGUCUAGAGUUUUUUUCCCUCUGGUUGCACAUUUAACAUGCUGGUAGAAAUUAGGUGGAACAGAUUUAAGUUUCCCUGCAUUAAAGUCCCAGACCACUAGGAGCGCUGCCUCUGGAUAAGCGUUUUCCUGUUAGCUUACGGCCUUAUACAGCUCAUUGAGUGCAAUCUUAGUGCCAGCAUUGGUUUGUGGUGGUAAAUAGACAGCUACGAAAAAUAUAGAUGAAAACUCUCUUGGUAGAUAGUGUGGUCUACAGCUUAUCAUGAGGUUCUCUACCUGAGGCGAGCAAAACUUUGAGACUUCCUUAGUAUUUGAUUUUAUGCACCAGCUGUUGUUUACAAAUAUACACAGACCACCACCCCUUGUCUUACCGGAGUCAGCCGUUCUAUCCUGCCGAUGUAGCGUAUAUCCCGCCAGCUGUAUGAUAUCCAUGUCGUCGUUCAGCCACGACUCGGUGAAACAUAAGAUAUUACAGUUUUUAAUGUCCCGUUGGUAGGACAUUCUUGAUCUUAGGUCGUCUAUUUUGUUUUCCAAUGAUUGUACAUUGGCUAAUAGGAUUGAUGGAAGAGGCAGAUUACUCGCUCGCCGUCAGAUCUUUACAAGGCACCCCGACCUACGUCCACGAUAUCUCUGUCUCUUUCUCAUGCGAAUGACGGGGAUUUGGGCCUUGUCGGGUGUCUGUAGGAUAUCCUUUGCGUCUGACUUGUGGAAGAAAAAAUCUUCAUCCAAUACGAGGUGGGUAAUCGCUGUCCUGAUAUCCAGAAGCUCUUUUUGGUCAUAAGAGACAGUGGCAGAAACAUUAUGUACAGAAUAAAUUACAAAUAAUGUGAAAAAACACACAUAAUAUCACAAUUGGUUAGAGGGACGUAAAACGGCAGCCAUCUCCUUUUUUUUUUCCAGUGAGAUUCCCCUAGUCAGACUCCCCUAGUCAGAUUCCCCUAGUCAGUCUCCCCUAGUCAGAUUCCCCUAGUCAGUCUCCCCUAGUCAGAUUCCCCUAGUCAGUCUCCCCUAGUCAGAUUCCCCUAGUCAGACUCCCCUAGUCAGAUUCCCCUAGUCAGUCUCCCCUAGUCAGAUUCCCCUAGUCAGUCUCCCCUAGUUAGAUUCCCCUAAUCAGAUUCCCCUAGUCAGAUCCCCUAGUUAGAUUCCCCUAGUCAGUCUCCCCUAGUCAGAUUCCCCUAGUCAGUCUCCCCUAGUCAGAUUCCCCUAGUCAGUCUCCCCUAGUCAGUCUCCCCUAGUCAGAUUCCCCUAGUCAGAUUCCCCUAGUCAGAUUCCCCUAGUUAGAUUCCCCUAGUCAGACUCCCCAAGUCAGACUCCCCUAGUCAGAUUCCCCUAGUCAGAUCCCCUAGUUAGUCUCCCCAAGUCAGACUCCCCUAGUUAGAUUCCCCUAGUCAGAUUCCCCUAGUCAGAUUCCCCUAGUCAGAUUCCCCCAGUUAGAUUCCCCCAGUUAGAUUCCCCUAGUCAGAUUCCCCUAGUCAGAUUCCCCUAGUCAGAUUCCCCUAGUCAGACUCCCCUAGUUAGAUUCCCCUAGUCAGACUCCCCUAGUCAGAUUCCCCCAGUCAGAUUCCCAUAGUCAGAUUCUCCCCAGUCAGAUCCCCCAGUUAGAUUCACCUAGUCAUCUCCCCUAGUCAGAUUCCCCUAGUCGAUUCCCCUAGUCAUCCCAUCGAUUCCCCUAGUCAGACUCCCUAUUAGAUUCCCCUAGUCAGACUUCCCCUAGUCAGAUACCCCCAGUCAGAUUCCCCUAGUCAGAUUCCCCAAGUUCAGAUUCCCCUAGUCAGUUCCCCUAGUCAGAUUCCCCAUUUCAGAUCUCCCCUAGUUAGAUUCCCCUAGUAGACUCCCCUAUUUAGAUUCCCUAGUCAGACUCCCCUAGUCAGAUUCCCUAGUAGACUCCUAGUUAGAUUCCCCUAGUCAGACUCCCCUAGUCAGAUUCCCAAGUAGAUCUCCCUAGUCAGACUUCCCCUAGUCAGAUUCCCCUAGUCAGAUUCCCCAAGUCAGAUUCCCCUAGUCGAUCCCCUAGUCAGAUUCCCCUAGUCAGACUCCCCUAGUCAGAUUCCCCUACGUCAGACUCCCCUAGUCAGAUUCCCCUAGUCAGACUACCCUAGUUCAGAUUCCCCUAGUCAGCUCCCUAGUCAGUCUCCCAUAGUCAGACUCCCCAGUCAGUUCCCCUAGUCAGAUUCCCCUAGUCAGAUUCCCCUAGUCAGAUCCCCUAGUCGAUCCCCUAGUAGAUUCCCCUAGUCAGAUUCCCCUAUCUCAGAUUCCCCUAGUCAGUCCCCCUAGUCAGAUUCCCCUAUUCAUCCCCUAGUCAGUCUCCCCUAGUCAGACUUCCCCUAGUCAGAUUCCCCUAGUCAGUCCCCUAGUCAGAUUCCCCUAGUCAGAUUCCCCUAGUCAGAUUCCCCUAGUCAGAUCCCCUAGUUAGAUUCCCCUAGUCAGAUUCCCCUAGUUCAGUUCCCCUAGUCAGAUUCCCCUAGUCAGAUUCCCCUAGUCAGAUUCCCCUAGUCAGUCUCCCCUAGUUCAGAUUCCCCUAGUCAGAUCCCCUAGUUCAGAUCUCCCCUAGUCAGAUUCCCCUAGUCAGAUUCCCCUAGUUAGUUCCCCUAGUCAGACUCCCUAGUCAGAUUCCCCUAGUCAGACUCCCCUAGUCAGACUCCCCUAGUUAGAUUCCCCUAGUCAGACUCCCCUAGUCAGAUUCCCCUAGUCAGAUUCCCCUAGUCAGAUUCCCCUAGUUAGAUUCCCCUAGUCAGACUCCCCUAGUUAGAUUCCCCAAGUCAGACUCCCCUAGUUAGAUUCCCAUAGUCAGUCUCCCCUAGUCAGAUUCCCCUAGUCCGAUUCCCCUAGUCAGUCUCCCCUAGUCAGAUUCCCCUAGUCAGACUCCCCUAAUUAGAUUCCCCUAGUCAGAUUCCCCUAGUCAGAUAACCUAGUCAGAUUCCCCUAGUCAGAUUCCACAAGUCAGAUUCCCCUAGUCAGUCUCCCCUAGUCAGAUUCCCCUAGUCAGACUCCCCUAAUUAGAUUCCCUUAGUUAGAUUCCCCUAGUCAGAUUCCCCUAGUCAGACUCCCCUAGUCAGAUUCCCCUAGUCAGAUAACCUAGUUAGAUUCCCCUAGUCAGACUCCCCUAGUCAGAUUCCCCUAGUUAGAUUCCCCUAGUCAGACUCCCCUAGUCAGAUUCCCCUAGUCAGAUUCCCCUAGUCAGAUUCCCCUAGUCAGAUUCCCCUAGUCAGAUUCCCCUAGUCAGAUUCCCCUAGUCAGACUCCCCUAGUCAGAUUCCCCUAGUCAGACUCCCCUAGUCAGAUUCCCCUAGUCAGAUAACCUAGUUAGAUUCCCCUAGUCAGACUCCCCUAGUCAGAUUCCCCUAGUUAGAUUCCCCUAGUCAGAUUCCCCUAGUCAGAUUCCCCUAGUCAGACUCCCCUAGUCAGAUUCCCCUAGUCAGAUUCCCCUAGUCAGAUAACCUAGUUAGAUUCCCCUAGUCAGAUUCCCCUAGUCAGAUUCCCCUAGUUAGAUUCCCCUAGUCAGAUUCCCCUAGUCAGAUUCCCCUAGUCAGAUUCCCCUAGUCAGAUAACCUAGUUAGAUUCCCCUAGUCAGAUUCCCCUAGUCAGAUUCCCCUAGUCAGAUUCCCCUAGUCAGAUUCCCCUAGUCAGAUUCCCCUAGUCAUUGAGAAACACAAGCAUUUCGCUCCACCGGCUUUAACAUGUGCUAAUCUGUGUACGUGACAAUCUUUGAUUUGAUUUGUUAGGAAGGUCAUAUGCACCAUUUUCUGGCCAUCAAUACAUCCAUAUUUACAUGGCCAUCCCAGGGUCAUGUGGCUAUACAUUACAUUGGUAUCUCCACUUUCUGGCCAUCAUAUGAAGACAUCUCUACAGUGAUAUCUCCAUAGUCAUAUGAAGACAUCUCUACAGUGAUAUCUCCAUGGUCCAUAUGAAGACAUCUCUACAGUGAUAUCUCCAUAGUCAUAUGAAGACAUCUCUACAGUAAUAUCUCCAUAGUCAUAUGAAGACAUCUCUACAGUGAUAUCUCCAUGGUCCAUAUGAAGACAUCUCCAUAGUGAUAUCUCCAUGGUCCAUAUGAAGACAUCUCUACAGUGAUAUCUCCAUAGUCAUAUGAAGACAUCUCUACAGUGAUAUCUCCAUAGUCAUAUGAAGACAUCUCUACAGUGAUAUCUCCAUGGUCCAUAUGAAGACAUCUCUACAGUGAUAUCUCCAUGGUCCAUAUGAAGACAUCUCUACAGUGAUAUCUCCAUAGUCAUAUGAAGACAUCUCUACAGUGAUAUCUCCAUAGUCAUAUGAAGACAUCUCUACAGUGAUAUCUCCAUGGUCCAUAUGAAGACAUCUCUACAGUGAUAUCUCCAUAGUCAUAUGAAGACAUCUCUACAGUGAUAUCUCCAUAGUCAUAUGAAGACAUCUCUACAGUGAUAUCUCCAUAGUCAUAUGAAGACAUCUCUACAGUGAUAUCUCCAUAGUCAUAUGAAGACAUCUCUACAGUGAUAUCUCCAUAGUCAUAUGAAGACAUCUCCAUAGUCAUAUGAAGACAUCUCUACAGUGAUAUCUCCAUCCCUUGGCCUGCCUUGCAUGUAUUCAGCCGUAUCAUGAAAGAUAUAACCAGAGCAGAGCAAAUUCUUCCUUUUUAUUUCUCUGACGUCAAAUGGCUGCAGGGUUCUGUUCCUUCUUUCAUAGACAUAUGACACAGGGUGGUUAAGUACAGCACAGUACAGCAGAUGGCUAUAGACUUUACUUUGAUUAGAUUUAACAUUAGCAGUAAAUGUGUUCAACAAUCAGUAUCGCCGAUCGUUUAUUUUAGGAUUCAUUGCAUCCCAAAUGGCACCCUAUUCCCUAUGUAGUGCACACUACCUUUGACAAGGGCUCAUAGGACUCUGGUCAAAUAUUGUGCACUAUUUAGGGAAUAGGGUUCUAUUUGGGACGUAGCCGUGGUUGAUUUCGUGUUGUACACCAAGCAACAAGCCAGUCAGUCUAACUUUGUUUACUUAUUCAUGACAGUUUAUAUGUGACUUUUUCAGCUCCCGGCUCAAUUAAUCCUAAAAUGUUAUGAUAUUAUAGUAUUAUACAGUACGCCACUUUGCAGAUGCUUGUAUCCAAAGCGACCUACAGUGCAGUGAGUGCAUUCAUUCACUUAGUAUGUGUAUGUGAUCCUUGAAGGAAUUGAACCCAUGACCUUGGGCAUAUGCCAGCGCAAUGGUGUGCAUCCUAUUCCCUAUAUAGUGCACUACUUUUGACCAGGGCCUGUAGGGAAAAAGGGUGCUUUUGGGAUGCAGACAUGCUCUUACCAACUGAUCCACAUACAUGACAUUAUUAUAUUCAUUUAAUGUCACAUCAAGAUUAGAGCCUGACUUGCUCUCAGAAAGGUUACAAUAUGAAUAGGCGUUAUUCAAACAGAGCGUUUUAAUUCCAGGUUAACUCGUUACUGUUUUGCUUUUCUUGGGAUAACAAAUACCGGCAGACAAAUACUAUUUAGUUAUGGUAUUUUUCUGUCUGUAUAUUCACAUGGCAUUCACAUGCCUCUGUCUGGACUAGACUGGACUGGGGGAAAGUGAUGGGUGUUACUGAAGAAGAAAAAAAAAAAAAAAUGCCUCACAAUGGAGUCUCCUGAAUGAUCCCUAUAGAGAUACAGUGCCUUCGGAAAGUAUUCAGACCCCUUGACUUUUUCCACAUUUUGUUAACUUACAGCCUUAUUCUAAAAAUGGAUUUAAUAUAUAUUUUUUCCUCAGCAAUCUACACACAAUACCCCAUAAUGACAAAGCGAAAACAGGUUUUUAGGAAUUUUAGCAAAUGUAUUAAAAAUAAAAAACAGAAAUACCUAACACCUAACACCUGACCCCUGACCCCUGACCCCUGACCCCUGACCCCUGACCCCUGACCUCUGACCGAUAACCCCUGGUCUCUAACUGAUGUGUCUCUUUGUUUCUAGAUACAUUGCCAUCGUCCACCCCACCUCAGAGAAGCGGACCAUCCAGUGGACCAUCGUCAUCAACAUCCUGGUGUGGGUCGGCAGCGUCCUGCUCACCGUGCCCGUCAUGAUCUACGCCGUGGUGGUGAGGAAGAGCGACCUGCAGAUGUGCAUGAUGCUCCUGGACGGGCCUGAGGACAUGUACUGGUACACUCUCUACCAGUCCAUCCUGGGCUUCAUCCUCCCUCUCAUCAUCAUCUCCACCUUCUACUCCCUCACCCUCUUCCACGUCUUCAGAUCCAUCCGCCGAGUCAAGCGUAAACAGUCUGUCUGGGCGAAGCGCGCCACCAAGACCGUGGUGAUGGUCAUCGCUCUCUUCCUGGUGUGCUGGAGCCCGUAUCACGUGAUCCAGGUGAUUAACUUGAGCAACAACAGGCCAACCAACACCUUUGUCUAUGUCUACAACAUCAGCAUCUGUCUGAGUUACUCCCACAGCUGCAUCAACCCUCUGAUGCUGCUCAUCUUCGCUCAGAACUACCGCGAGCGUCUCUGUCACAGGAAGGAGUUGAGGAGCUCGCAGCAGAACUCCUCCAAGACCACUGUGAUCAAGACAGACGGCUCCAGCGUGGCCACCGACUCCAACUACCGCUGCACGGUCGUCUAA